AUGACAGAUCAUAGAAAACGAGAGGAGAGCCAGAGAAAGCAAGAAAAGUUCGCCGUUGCUGCGACGAAUGCAGUUGUUGCUGCCCAAACGGUUUUGGCGCUAGGUGGUACCGAGUGUGUAGCAGAGCAGGUUGUAUUGUCAAUCUUGCUCAAUCAAGGUUGUGCAACGGACGACUAUGGCAUGCCUGAAGCAGUGGAGAGCAAAGCUUCUAGAUUGCUUGCCACUCCUCUACCUCCAUCAAGUUUACAAGGAAGGAAGGGUAACAUUUCUCCUUCCACUCGGACCAAGGCCAUUGCAAAGCGGGCGCUCAAUGGAGAAGACAAGUACAAUCAGCUUUUUUCUUCUCUGAAUUCGUUGGAUCAUCUUGAAGUCGAAAGCCUCUCAGGUUUCUUCGAAGAAUUCUCCCGACAGGGCGUCGAUCAAUUCACUUAUAAUCGUGGCAAUCACACAGCACAGCUAGCCAAGGAAACAAGCCAGGUCAAAACUAUUUUUGAAGCCAACAAUAUUGAAGGAGACGAAUUUAUGCCUAACGAGACUUCUAUUGAGAUCACAGAAGAUGAUUUCUCUGCAACUGCUCUCAAAUUGUCUGUAUCUAGGGUCUUUGACUUGUGUAUCAAACGCGGCCACUCUUCAUGGAUGGCCAAAGGGUACAAGGAGACUUCUCCUAUCUUGGACAAAACGUAUUUUCCAUUUCUUGCAGCCAGAUGUCAAGAACUUUAUGAGCAGUGCCUCGACGAAGAGGUGAGAUCUACACCAAACUUGCCUGUUCGUGUUGGUCGAAAGGAUUUUAAGCAGCGUCUAAUUUCGGUGUGCAUCCCCUGCUACAAUGAGGAUGCAUCAUCUCUAAAGCGAUCACUCGAAUCGCUUCGAAACCAGAAUCUUCCACCCGAUGUCAGGAUGGAGAUUCUGGUAGCCAUGGAUGGUGUGGUACAAAUUUCAGAGUCUAUGGCUACGUAUCUCUCGGAACUAUUCGGAAUCAGCUUCAAAGUUGGCCAUAUGAACAAUCCUUUCGAGCGUCUUCAAAGACCCAAUACUAUUGUUGUGGAGUCAACCGUAGACAACAAUAUCGUCCUUGGCACACAUUUGACACUAUUGGUCAAGCGAAAGAAUUGCCGCAAGGUCAACUCUCAGGAGUGGUGGCUACGUUCCCAUGCUGUAGAUUCUUGCUGCGAAUUUGCCUUUGCUACCGAUUGUGGCAUACUCUUUGAUAAGAAUUGUCUGCUGCAAAUGCUAAGGCGUUCUGAUCGAGAACCGAACUUGUCCGGUUUGACUGGCUAUCAGCGUGUAAUGUCAGCACGGAUGCAGGGUGAUGAUGACUUCGAGUUUUUCAGUGACCCAGUAGGAUGUUUCUUGCGCCAAAUACAAUGUUACGACUUUGAGGUCAGCCAGUCUACAACCAAGUCGCUACUCAAUUCAUUAGGUUUUAUUCCAGUUCUUCCUGGCCCGUGCUCAUUUUUCCGAUUCGAGCAUCUUCAGGGAGUGUUAGAUGACUACUUUUCCCUUACCACAGCUACCAUCAAGGGCGACCAUGGAGGCAUUAUUCUUGGAAAUGUACAAUUGGCCGAAGAUCGAUUUCCUCCUGUUCUUUUGACAUUUCGCUUUAAAGGUAGCUGUCAACGCGCAGGAAUCGCUCGACCCAAAACUGGCUUCGUACACGACGCAGUGUUUUACUUUGAAGCGGAAAAACCCUUGCGCCAGCUGGUGACGCAACGACGGAGGUGGAUCAAUGGGUCUUAUACCGCUGCUUACUGGGUUCUUCUAGAUUCUUGGAUUGGAAAAGCUGACCAUCUGAUUAUUGCCAAACUAGGAGCCUAUCUGAUUCUUCUGAUUGAGCUAUUACAGGGAGCGCUGAUCCGUCUUUGUGUACCAGCCACCCUUGCCUGUGGGUUGAUGUAUAUGUGCACUAUUGUCCCCUCCGUAUACGCAAACGACUCGGAGAGGGUGAGAGAAAUUUUGAACGGAAGUACAGUCGAGUUCAGUCUGGUGAGCAUAAGCGCCGUUACUGCAGGUUUGUAUCUCGCGGUAUUUGCACUUUUUGUGAUAUCCCACACUCCCCAUGCCAUCCGUUCGACCGAUGAAGAUGGCGAAGUGCAAUGGGAGAGUGACCGUGACAGUGCCUAUCGCCCCAGAAUAUUCUUCCUUGCCUUCAUUGUCAAUGCAGCUACAAUCGUUCUGUUUAUAUACGUCGGUGUGGGAGUUGUUAUGAGCGUUGGAUGGAAAGGUGCUCCCGGCUACUUCCAGGCGCUUUGUCUGCUGACGAUGCUCCCGCACUUGGUAACAUUCAUGGAUGGUUUGGUCAACAGUGACCGUCCAAAUUUCCGAGCUUUGUGGAACUUGAUAAUUCUGUAUCCUUUUUUUCUCAUCAGCUCUACCUGGUUCUACGUCUGGCUUCCUUGCUAUGCCACAGCCCGUAUUUCAGAUUUAUCGUGGGGAAAUCGAAACUGCACCAGCCAAUCGUUGACCAUGGUGCUGUUCUCCGUCCUCGUCCUAAAUGUGAUUCUGCAUUCAGGAAACCUGCUGGACAUGCUGGUGAGGCUCUUUUUGAAGUGCAUUCCCCGUUGUUUGUGCGGAGAGCCCCCUCCGCCUUUGAAAAAUGAAGGCAGUAGGGAUGGGAGUGCCUUGGUGUCAGAACUCGGCGGCCACGACGAAGGAGGGUCAAUUGAUAGCGUCGGGCCAACACCGAUUGGUCCUCGUCGAUGGAGAUUUUCUUGUUGA
This is a messenger RNA of Phaeodactylum tricornutum CCAP 1055/1, 2715 nucleotides long. Its product is annotated as transmembrane chitin synthase, glycosaminyl transferas. Gene Ontology annotation, molecular function: chitin synthase activity. The coding region runs from base 1 to 2715 and encodes 904 amino acids. Gene Ontology annotation, cellular component: cell septum; cell periphery. The record is from RefSeq and is a predicted model, not a curated record. The transcript is spliced from 2 exons. Lineage: Eukaryota; Bacillariophyta; Bacillariophyceae; Surirellales; Neidiaceae.